AAGUUAAUGAAGCAGAGAGCCUGCUAUGCUAUCAAUAAGUAACCCCAAGUAAUGAUAAACCAAGUAUAAAGAAUAAAUUCAUAUCUGAGUCCAAACACAGAGAGGAGAUAUUAACAAUGGGCAGAUUAGGGUACCUGAGCUUACUUUUUCUCAUGAGCUUCACAUUUUGUGAAGUACUUGGGAGAACAUGUAAGAAAAGCAAGUGUCCUGUGGAGGGCACAGAAGGUACUGACAACUAUGACAGGGUGCUUGUGUUUGCUGGAGAAUUCAGAGGACUUGUUGCCCAAGCCAUUAGCAUUGAAACAGCACAUGCAUAUCAUAGAAUGGCAGGCAGGAACACUAGGGCUGAAAUCAUAAGUGCAGGAAGGAAUGCACUUGCAUUCUUCAAGUGUAGGUUUGGAUUGAGCCCUGAUAUUACUGAUGACGAACUUUACAAUGCAGAAAAGGUUGAUCUUGGAGAUUACACAUUCUCAACUGAGAAUCACCCACUUAGGCCAGGGCCCUAUCGUAUGAUACUGGAAUCCCAUGAUUGUAAGUCACGCGCCUAUCACACAGAACAACCGGAAGUACUGGAAAUUGGGUUUAAUAUUGUAAUCAAGAAUGAACUCAAUGCAGGAGGUACCUAUAACAGAACACUUUAUCCUGGAGAAGUUGUGAUUGCUGGCGCCUACAUGAUUAAGCCAAAUCCAAAGAAACGCUGUUCUAUGGAGGGUUUAAUAGUACUUCCUGUUGUUACCUAUGAACCAGUGAAGCCCUGCGGAGGAAGUGGUUUUGUCACACACCCUGAAUAUGGAAAUGGGACAUACCAAACCUCAUUUGUGAAAGACAACGAUGGUAUUGUAAGCAUCACAAAUGUGAUUCGUUUUCCAGCAAAAACUACAGGAGUCGUUUGCAAUCUCAUGUAUUCAUAGUUGUGGCAAAAUAAAAUCAUCAUAUCCAGACAAA
Molecule: messenger RNA, 945 nt
Organism: Owenia fusiformis
Lineage: Eukaryota; Metazoa; Annelida; Polychaeta; Sabellida; Oweniidae
Source: the annotation of a GenBank genome assembly